Molecule: messenger RNA, 3573 nt
Organism: Anastrepha obliqua
Lineage: Eukaryota; Metazoa; Arthropoda; Insecta; Diptera; Tephritidae
Gene: Wsck
Product: putative inactive tyrosine-protein kinase Wsck
Exons: 2
Coding region: 496-3105 (869 amino acids)
Biological process (GO): protein phosphorylation
Molecular function (GO): protein tyrosine kinase activity; protein binding; ATP binding
Source: RefSeq, a predicted model, not a curated record
UAAAGGUUUGUGGUGGCACGUAAACAGAAAAAUAUGAAAGUAACAACGAUAGAUAGCCAACGUUUGGUCACUCUGCAGCCAGUUAGUUAAACACAGUUUUUGCUUUUCAAUUCGCCUUUGUCACUUGUGAAAUGUUCGUGUCGUUUGUGCGACGAAUAAGUGAGUAAACAACUGAGCGCCGCUUAGUCAAUUCGAUUAUGCUGGUAGUGUGUUUAAAUGGAACGUUACUGAUUGCUGAUGCUCGCUAGAUAGUCUACGAUGAAGCAGAAUACUUGGCGUAAGCACGUCAACUAUUCCGAAUGCGAAUUUCAACAAUAAAAUAUAAUAAGGAAAACAACGUUGGAGAAAAUUUAAAACAUAAUUCAAAAGUCCAAUAAAAGUAGUGCAAGAUUUAAUUAGUGAGCCAACGAUAGAAUAAAGCUCAGAUAUAAUCGAAUUUGAUAAGAGUAAAAUAGCGUACAGACCGACGAGGGUGGCACCCUGAACGCCAAGCGCAUGGAGCAUUUAAUUAGUCACAAUCCAGCAAUAGAGGCAGCAGCAGCAACAUCAAAAAUGUCAGUAACGCCGUUAGAAGAACAUCGUAAAACGCUGCGGCCGCAGUGUAGGAAGAAAGCCUAUAACAGCGGCCACCGCCCAAGUAACGCGUGGAGUCACACCUGGCGAAGCAGCAGUGGCAGCAAUAGCAGCACGAACGCUAGCAGUUUAACGCACUUGUUUACCUUUCGUUCUGGCCACAUAUUGCGUUUGGCAACGUUAUUUUUCGGUACAUUAUUAACGCUGGUAAGCGCUCAAACUACAGAUCAAUUGCAAAUUGUGCCGAUCGCUGGUGAUUCAACAUUUUUCUACGUCGGUUGCUAUACUGCACGUUCAGACCUCUUUAAGGAAUCCAUAUACGCGAAGACACCGCAGUCAUGUGUUGAAAUGUGCGAACAUCAAAAGUUGAGCUACGCUAUAUUGUCUGCGGAGCGUUGUUUCUGCACGAACAAUGUGAUUUCGAAGGAUCGCCAGGAUGACAAUCUUUGCAACACUCGUUGCUUAGCUGACAAAUCUCAGUACUGUGGUGGCGUCGGCGUACACAGCUAUUAUUCAACAGUCUGGGCUGCAGAGACGGCACCGCGCAAUUUACGUGUGGCAAACGUAACCGAGAACACAAUUACAAUUGCUUGGGAUAUGCACGUGUCCCCUAGCAAAGUGUUCGUUGCUGGUGUGGAGGCCACAGCAAUCAAUCCAGUGAAAGAGAUUACGAAUUUCCUCAUACGUACACAUGUACUUCACUCGUAUUCAACGCUACCCUUCUUCCCCCAACCUGAAUUCAUUGUGCAAAGCAUGGAGACCAGUUUCGAAAUUACUGACCUACAUCCGGCUACUGAAUACAACAUCACCGUUGAAGCAAUGUGCGCUCAGGAUGUGUGUGGCAAUGGCUCGUUGCACGCCAGCACCGAGGUCGGAAUACCGAAUCCGUUGCCACCACAGCCGCGUAUUGUACGCACAACUGACUCCACUAUGACUAUAGAAAUCGCGCCGCUACGGAAUGAUAACGGUCCACUAACUAAAGUGUUGGUUAUUGUGGAACGCGUCGAUGAAUCGUUGAGUCAACCCUUCGAUACCGAGCUUUUGGGCAGCUGGCAAAAGGCGCAAGAAGAUGGCUUACCGUACUACAUAGCUGCUCAAUUGGAUUACAAUGCACCAGAGGAUAAUCGGACAAGUCUCUUUAUUGUAGGCGAUGGUAAACGUUAUGGACCCUAUGUCAAUAUGCCAUUAAAUGCCACCGGGGCCGAUAUACAUCUCAGUUUGGGCGUGGUCAGCACAUUAAACGGUGUAACAAAGACCCUGUAUACUCGUGGCUCUCACGAGCAACACUCAAUUACUUUGGACAAUUUUACCUACGCUACCUUCGACUCGGGCCGUGCUUCGAUUAUUGCACUGACCGUCACCUGUAUUGUGUUUGCAAUUUGUUUGGUACUCAGUGUGUUCACUUAUUUUUAUUUGCGCUAUAAGACCUGCCAGGCGCGCAACGUCAUGAAUCGCAAUGCCCACGAGAUGACUAUGCAACAACCGAUCAUCGAGCGCGAGAACAAUGGAUUUGUGGUGGAGGAUGAACUACCCCCUGCUGAGAAUUUCCGCCAGCAGCUUGAUGUGCUCAUCUCGACUUUAGACGCCAGUAAGCGUUUGCCUCGCAAUGCGCUGCGCAUGAAUGUUAAUGAUAUCUUUGCGGAGGGUCGUUACGGCGAGGUGAUUACUGGCAAAUUCAUCUCUACCGCGCUGCCGGAAGCCAGUGCCGACUGUCAGCUGCAUGUGCUAGCAUUGGACGAAUUGCAGGGCAAAGAGCAAGCACAUCUGUUGCGCGACUUCCGCAAUCUUUCCAAGCUGCAGCGGCACGAGCAUUUGCUUGAUUUUUACGGCAUCUCAGCCAGCUCCGAUUGGUUCUAUUUAGUGUUUGAACAUCAAAAUGUAAGUUUAAAACGACGACUUAUAGAGAGCCGCCGUGUACCUAGUUCAGCGCCCAUGCAACGUAUUACUGCUCUCUCUGAGGAGCUAGUACUGCAGUGGAUAUACGAGAUAGCCAGUGCGUUGGAGUAUCUCACCAGUUGCAAAGUAGUGCACAAACAAUUGUGCUCACAUAAUAUUUUCGUCACAGCCGAUGCCAAAUUGAAGGUGUCCUUAUUCGGCCCAAUUCCGUACGUGCAAAACCAAAAGAAAGUCGACAUUACCCGUUGGUUGGCACCGGAAGCGUUACGUUAUCAACAUUUUUCCGUUAAAUCGGACGUGUGGUCAUUUGCUUGUGUCGCCUGGGAGUGUUGCACCUUGGGCGGUACACUAUAUUCUAAUAUAAAUAAUACACAACAGCUGCUCGACGCAAUUAAGAGCGGUUCACGACCCGCACAACCGACAUUCGUCUUUCAGGAUUUGUACCAACUGUUGCUCAACUGCUGGCAGUUAGAGCCAAGUGAACGUAUCAAUUUCGACGAGAUCGCGUACAAUGUGCGUCAGCUGAUGACGUCACCACGACACGCGUUGUGCUUUGAUCGAGCGACAGAAAUGCCCGGCAAUAAUGUGCUCGACACACUGCCAUACUACAUGCCAAUGCUGGAAAUGCUCAACUAGGCGAGCUAGACAGCUGUAGCCGCUGCUGACAGGUUAGAGAGCCGCAUUGACGAAAGACGAAAAUAAAGGACAGCCUGUUUAGAUUCAAAGGUUUAUUUUAGCAAUGCCGGCAGACAAUGAAGACGAAAUCACAAAUUCUGGUUCUCAAAUAUGACCAAAAAGCCCUUGUGUGUCAUUAAGUAAAAUCUAUUGUUAUUUACAAAAAUAAAAUUAAAUUUAGUUGUAGAUUUAUUAGCGCAAUGAGUGAAUUGCUUAAUAACUAUAUUUAUAUACAUAUGUAUGUAUCCUAGCUGAAAUUAAGAUAUGCAAGUGUUCUCAGUAUAAAAUGUCGGUAUUCUGAUUUGCAACAGAUUUAAAUAUACUAUUUAUGAUUAAUGUAAAACCAAAUACCCAAGCAAGCGAGGGAGAAAUUUGUAAAGAAAAAACGCAGCUUAUAAUAAAAAAAACCUUUUUUGAAGACACUUGAAA